AUGCACGACCUCAAUCUCACGCUCGCCAUCGGACACUGCCUGUACUUCUGGUGGGAGGUUCGCAAGCUUGAGAAGCCAAAGUAUGUGGUGACAAGGACCCUGAAGACACGGCAGACGCCGUUUUUCGGCACAACUGCCGAGAUUCGGAGCUAUGCCCCUUUCUUGACCGCUGAGGUAACACUGGAGGGCUGUGACAUGAACAUGGCGAUGGGCUCUGGCUUCAGGCAGGUGGCGGGGUUCAUCUUCGGGAAGAACAAGGCUGUGGACCGUGAAGGAGCCGAGAAGGUGUCCAUGACCUCGCCUGUGGCGAUGGAAGUGGUGCACAACGAGAAGAUCGGGAUGACAGCGCCAGUCAUGUCCCAGCAGGACGGUGGUGGAGUCUACAAGGUGGCAUUCACCAUGCCCAGCAAGUACACCAAGGACACCCUGCCGCGGCCCGACAACCCAAACGUCAAGAUCAUCGAGGUGCCGUCUCGCACCAUGGCCGUGCUGACAUGGAAUGGCGGGGUCCCUCGUGAGGAAACUACGGCCAGCAAGACGCAAGAGUUGCGGGCCCUGCUGGCAGCGGCGGGCGUGAAGAGCACGGGAAGCGUGCACGUCUGGGCUUUCCUCGUCUCAUUCAGGCUGCCCAUCCAGCGCAUCAACGAGAUCUUGCUGGAGGUCGAAAGCAAGUAG
This is a messenger RNA of Auxenochlorella protothecoides, 675 nucleotides long. RefSeq names its product Heme-binding-like protein, chloroplastic. NCBI's taxonomy places the organism in Eukaryota, Viridiplantae, Chlorophyta, Trebouxiophyceae, Chlorellales, Chlorellaceae. The record is from RefSeq and is a predicted model, not a curated record. Bases 1 to 675 code for a protein of 224 amino acids. The transcript has 5 exons.